CCGUUUGAUGGUCUCUCACAGUUUUCAGAAUUCUUUGUUGAUCAUGGCCUUUGAAUUUUGCAUCAUUGCUACAUUUCCCCUCACUUACGUCAAUCACACUGGGUAUUGUGUAGGGAGGUGUUGGAGUGUUUCAAGAGACGAGAGCUGCUCCAGUGGACGGAGUUCUUGGUCAAGUAUGAGGAGGUGCUGAGGGAGGGCAUGCCCGACUGCUCCGCCACUGAAGUGUUUGUGUAGUGACCAAGCUCAGAGCGGGAAACGACCAGUGUGGGAGGACUCGCAGGAAGAGCGGUCAUCGAACAGUAACCUUAGGGUGGUGGCCCAGUACUACACCAGGAUUACCAUGCAGAGACUGUCAGAGCUAAUCUCACUCUCCAUGGAGGAAUCAGAAGAGUUCUUGACUCAAUUGGUCAUCAGGAAGACAAUCUACGCCCGCAUCGACAGGCCAGCUGGGGUCGUGAACUUUCGAGAGGUCAAGGACCCUAACGAGGUCCUGAAUGAGUGUUCCCGCAAUCUCAGCUCUCUAAUGGCUCUGGUCAGCAAGACCACUCACCUCAUCAACAAGGAGGAGAUGAUCCACUCCAUCAAGUUGUAGAACUCCAUGCCAGUAGAAUUUGUGUGUAAAUGUAUACCACAUACCGUACUGUGUAGUUUGGCAUUCUUAUUAUGUUUUACUGUGUU
Molecule: messenger RNA, 678 nt
Organism: Geodia barretti
Lineage: Eukaryota; Metazoa; Porifera; Demospongiae; Tetractinellida; Geodiidae
Source: the annotation of a GenBank genome assembly